This is a messenger RNA of Notolabrus celidotus (New Zealand spotty), 1098 nucleotides long. RefSeq names its product glutamic acid-rich protein-like. Bases 243 to 578 code for a protein of 111 amino acids. The transcript has 5 exons. NCBI's taxonomy places the organism in Eukaryota, Metazoa, Chordata, Actinopteri, Labriformes, Labridae. The record is from RefSeq and is a predicted model, not a curated record.
AGGGGCGGGGAGAAACUCCUGGUAGGUUGGUAGGGGAAGGGAUAAAAUAUACAGAAAUGUUGGAUCCAAUCCGAUCUUUGCAAGUCCGGCAUUGCUUGGACGUUUGUGUUAAACCACACAUACAACUGCGACGCACCUACUUGUCUUCAAGGUGUAGCGUAGGUGCUCGACCACUCUUCAAGCUUACCUAACUGUGAAAGGUUGUUUCACCCCUUUAUCCCUGCCGAACAACUUACGCAACAAUGGGAAAGAAAAAGUCUACAAGUGAGGCAGAUGCAGCAGCAGAGCCAACAAGAAAGUCUCCACGGUUCCAAAAAACUACUGCAGCCCCACUGCCAAAGAAGAAAAAGGAAACUCCCAAAAGCAAAAAGGUAGUAGCGCCCAAAGUAGUAGAAAAGGAAGAAGAACCUCAAGAAGACACAGUAGAGGCCCCUACAGAAAACGGGGAGGCCGACUCAAAGGAGCAGGUUGCAUCGGAAGAUGAGGCCCCAAAGAAGGAGGAAGAGGCUGAAGAGACUGAGAAUGGAGAUAACGAAGAGAAUGAAGAGAAUGAAGAGGAGGAAAAAGCAGCAGAGUAGUUGUGACACCUUGAAAAUCACUCAGCAGGGUGCUUUCUCUCACCUUGUUUGAUUCAGAGAUUUAUUUUCACCAACUUUUUUCAUAUGGCAGUAAUUGCUUUGGAAAGGUGGAAAUGUAUUUUUAAAACCCUACAAUUUCCUUUCAUUUUCAUGGUUUCUGUGAAGGGAAAUAUCAGUAACUAGGGUGUUUUUUUUUCUUUGUAUUAGUGUAUUGUCUCUUUUCACUUAUUUUGCUUUUAUAGGUUGUAGUCUUUAUGAUGUGAAGUCAUGAAUUUGAUGUUCACUUUGGAUAGAGAUAUUCUCAUAUGGUGUGUUGAUACAUUUUGUAACCUUAGAACCUUUUUAUUCUAAUACAUUAAAAUUGAUAGGGUACAGACUGAUCCAAAGUUGGAGAACUGGGUUAUAUACUUAGUCUAUUUGCAAUUUUCACCUUAAUGAUGUGCACCUCAGUGAGGACUUGUGGGAGUUUUAUGCAGUAAGUGAUUGUUCAUUUGAGUAUUAUUAAAUUGGUCCAUAUUCA